Molecule: messenger RNA, 2181 nt
Organism: Acanthopagrus latus (yellowfin seabream)
Lineage: Eukaryota; Metazoa; Chordata; Actinopteri; Spariformes; Sparidae
Gene: ftr83
Product: finTRIM family, member 83
Exons: 8
Coding region: 10-1860 (616 amino acids)
Molecular function (GO): zinc ion binding; protein binding
Source: RefSeq, a predicted model, not a curated record
AGCCUGAUAAUGAGCCUUUCAUUUGAUGCAGGUGAGCUGGAGCAGGGAACCGUCCAAAACAUGCUGCACAGGGGGAGCUCAGGACUGAGUGCAUCUUCACUGCAUUACAGGGAACAGCCCAAAGUUGUCUCAAUGUCAUUGGAUCAGGACGCCUGCUACCUGUGUAAGGAGGACCUCAGGGAUCCCGUGUCCAUCCCUUGCGGCCACAUCUUCUGCUCCGUUUGCCUGAAGACAUACUGGGACCAUGCUGACCACACGGGCUCGUACAGCUGCCCACAGUGCAGGGUCUCCUACAGCAAGAGGCCCACCCCGAGGCGCAUUGGAAGCUCCCGGCAGUCCACGCUGCCGCAGCGUAGCAGCGAAAGGGAAUCCUUCCCGCCUCCACCUCCGUCCCCCGACUACAACUACGCAGGACCCCAGGACGUAGGCUGUGACAUCUGCAUCGGCAAGAAGCACAAAGCCGUCAAGACCUGCCUGAUGUGCCUGGCCUCCUACUGCGACAAGCAUCUCAAGCCCCAUUUUGAGUCUGCCACUUUUAAAAGGCACAAGCUGGUGGACGAGAUCGGCCACCUGGACAGACAGAUCUGUCCCCAGCAUCAGAAAGGCCUGGAGCUGUUCUGCCGGACUGACCAGAUGUGCAUCUGUGUGCUCUGCACAGUGAAGGAACACAAAGGUCACGACAUGGUGUCUGCUGAGCAGGAGAGGGCGGAAGAGCAGCAACGGCUGGGCGCCACCCAGGCUGAGAUCCAGGAGAAGAUUCAUGACCGACUCAAGCAGAUGGAAGAACUAAAACAAGCUGUGGACUCGCUCAAGAACUCGGCCCAUAGAGCCCUACAGGAGUGCGAGAAGAUGUUCAGUGACAUGAUGCGCUCCAUCGAGAGAAUGCAGCAGGAGAUGUCCAAGCUGAUUGCCUCCAACAAGAGGGCAGCACUCAACAACGCGGAGGGCCACAUGGAGCGACUGAGCCACGAGAUCGCUGACCUGAAGAGGAGAGACAACGAGAUCACCCAGCUGUCCCGUACGGAGGACCACAUCCACUUCAUCCAGAGCUACCACAUGCUGAUAGCACAGACGGAGGCUGAGGAGCUGCCUACAGUGACCGUCAACCCCUACUUCACCUUCGGUCCGGUCACUAAGGCCGUCUCUGAGAUGAAACAGCACCUGAACGAAUUCAGCAAUGAUGAGCUGGUUAAGGUAGCCAAGGCAGUUAACAAGAUGACCUUCUGCCAACUGGAUGAAUCUAAAAAGAGACGGUCUGUGAAAAGUGACGAAGCUCCCAUGUACAAGACCGUACCAGUCCACGAACCUCAGUACAGGGAGGAUUUCCUGAAAUAUGCUACCCCGCUCACUCUGGACCCGAACACGGCCUACAGGCAGCUCUACUUGUCUCGAGGAAACAGGAAAGCUGCCCUCAAGAGAGACCCCCAGUCAUACGGUGACCACCCUGCCCGAUUUGACUCCCUGCCUCAGGUCCUGUGUGUGGAGCCGCUCUCUGGAGGAGCUUACUACUGGGAGGUUGACUGGAGCGGGGAGGGGGCAGCCCUCGGCGUCACCUACAAAGGCAUCAAGAGGACGGGCUACGGAGACAGCUGCCGCAUCGGCUACAACCGCAAGUCCUGGAGCCUUUUCUGCUCCGAUUCCAGCUACUCAGCCCGCCACAACAAAGACCAGGUCGAGGUCAACGCGCCCUACUCGUCACGUGUAGGGGUGUUCCUGGACCACGCCGGGGGGACUCUCUCUUUCUACACUGUGGGGGACAAAAUGUCUCUCAUCCACCGCUUCAAGGCCUCCUUUAGUGAGCCCGUCUAUCCAGGCUUCUGGGUUUGGUACGAGUCGGCCAUCAACCUCCUCCAGCUGUGAUGAAAUAACAAUGAUCCACAUACUACUGUGAUUUGGAUUUACAGAAGCAUAGCUAUUUUCUGAUAUUAUUACUUUUAAGACUGUAUAUAUGUUUUUUUUUUUUUUUGUUAAGGCUGUAUCAGGGGAAGUUUUCUUGAUGGCUGUGAAUGUCUUGCCAAUUAACGUGUGAAAUGUAAGAUCAGGUAUAUAAAGUGAACGUGCAUUUAAAUUAUCAUUUUGAAUAAUGAAAGCUGUACAUUGAAAUGUCAUGUAACCGUUUAUAUAGAUUAUGAUACACUUAUUUUAUCAAUAAACAUUUUAUGAAAAGGACAAUAAUAAACG